This is a messenger RNA of Wasmannia auropunctata (little fire ant), 1915 nucleotides long. It is a transcript of the gene Dd, whose product is annotated as CTD nuclear envelope phosphatase 1 homolog. Gene Ontology annotation, molecular function: protein serine/threonine phosphatase activity. Bases 568 to 1299 code for a protein of 243 amino acids. NCBI's taxonomy places the organism in Eukaryota, Metazoa, Arthropoda, Insecta, Hymenoptera, Formicidae. The record is from RefSeq and is a predicted model, not a curated record. The transcript has 5 exons.
GAGAGCAGCGCAGUGCGCACAGAAAAAUUGGGUCGAUGCGCGGAAGAUGGCGGCCGUUGCGUGAUGCGCGUAAGAAGGCUCGUACUUUGGUUUUGUCAAAAACAUGAAAGAACCGCGAUAAGGUGCGUUAACACGUGCGAAACGCGAAACCCGUCGUUUGGACCCCGUGAUAAAAGCGGCGCACUCGCGGACUCGCGUCGAUCUUGACCCGUGCGCGAUCGUGGCAGUACUGGCAGUGCAGUUGACGAAUUUGUUUACGAUAAGCGGCAACGAAGAAGCCUGUCUCUUUUGGUUUUUCAGCUGUCGUCGACUCUCGACAUUCGCGCGUGGCGGCGGCGGCGGCGGCGGCGUCGUCGGGCAGGUAUCGCGCAGAUCGCGCUUGCGAGUCGAGUGGAGACUCAACCGACUCGACUGACCAACACAGUGACUGCAGGAGUAAGUACAACACGCAGGCAGCGGGGGAAAAGAAAAGAGGAACACGCAUACACCUGUAACAAACUCGGAUAGAUUCGAAACACUGGAGAUUAAGUGUUGCCGGACUUCGGCCCGGUGAGAAGAACAGUAGAGAUGCUGAAGCAAUUGCAGAUGGGGAUGAGAGCUUUUCUCUUAAUGGCCUCCCGUGUGUGGACCUGCAUCUGCUUUCUACUCAAGAAGCAGGUUAGAGCCAUCUCACAAAUGCAACCAGUCAAAUAUGAAAUCUUCCCGCUUUCACCUUUAUCUAGGCACAGACUUAGUAUAGUUAAGAGAAAAGUAUUAGUACUGGAUUUAGACGAAACGUUAAUUCACUCUCAUCACGAUGGAGUAGCAAGGCCAACUGUCAGGCCUGGUACACCUCCAGAUUUUGUUCUUAAAGUGACGAUAGACAGACAUCCUGUUAGAUUUUUCGUCCAUAAAAGACCACAUGUAGAUUUCUUCUUGGAUAUUGUUAGUCAGUGGUAUGAGCUAGUAGUCUUUACUGCAUCCAUGGAAAUAUAUGGGGCAGCGGUUGCAGAUAAACUAGAUAAUAACAGAGGUAUUUUAAGGCGCAGAUAUUAUAGACAACAUUGUACACCAGAAAUGGGUUCCUAUACCAAGGAUUUAUCAGCAAUCUGUUCAGAUCUCUCUUCAGUCUUUAUUCUUGAUAACAGCCCAGGAGCUUACAGAGCCUAUCCACACAACGCGAUACCCAUAAAGUCAUGGUUCAGCGAUGCGGGUGAUACCGCUUUGUUAAGCUUACUUCCAGUCUUGGACGCUCUUCGUUUCACGCAGGAUGUACGAUCCGUUCUUUCGAGGAAUUUACACUUACAUCAUACUUGGUAGCAAAGCCGAGAUUAAACGAUACACUAGAUAUUCUAGAGUUGAAACUACUAGCAGUUUCAAUUAGUGUGUCUAGCCUAGGAUUAUUAUUGUUAUUAAUUAAUUAGCAUCAUUAGGUCGCUGCCCGUAUAAUGAGAGACAAUGAGAAAGCCCCCUUCUUCAAUCUUUGUUUUUUUCUAUACUCGAAUGAACAGCGACGAGUAAAUACCGAAGGUAAAAUGGUAUUCAGUCAAUAAUUACAUCAGCACAAAACAUCCUAGGAUAAUUGUUUUGCGUUGUACAGUGUCCAUGUGUGCAAAAUUAUAUCAAAGCGAAUUUCUUUACUUUUUCUAUUAUAUAAGCGUUUGCCAAAGAUCAAGAUACGAAAAUAGAACCGCACUAGCCAGCAGGAUUUUUUUCAUUUUAGGUAAGAAUUAUACUUAAAAGUUUUUAUUUAUAUAUUUCGGCGGCACACCAUGGAAGAUAAAUUAUUGAAAUAAAGUACUUCUGUUAUUGUAUAUUAUUAACCUAGGAUGUAGAGAGAAAGAGAGAGCUCUAUACCUAAGUCAAAUGGAUUUUGCUGUAACUCACUGUAUCAGUGAGGAGGCAGCUAUCCUGGUUAUAUCUAAUAAAAAAAAAA